Protopterus annectens (West African lungfish) is the source of this 1209-nucleotide messenger RNA. Its product is annotated as 16 kDa beta-galactoside-binding lectin-like. Gene Ontology annotation, molecular function: carbohydrate binding. Lineage: Eukaryota; Metazoa; Chordata; Ceratodontiformes; Protopteridae. The coding region runs from base 37 to 447 and encodes 136 amino acids. The record is from RefSeq and is a predicted model, not a curated record. The transcript has a single exon.
GCAGCUUUCAGGGAGAUUAUUAAGUUUGUUACAAGAAUGGGUGAUGAGCUGCUGAUAAUGAAAAACAUGAACCUGAAACAAGGGGAUAAAAUCAAAAUCAAAGGAGUUGUCAAGCCAGAUGCUAAAGGGUUUUCACUUAAUUUGGGAUCAGGUGAUGAGAAUGUGGUCCUACACUUCAACCCACGCUUUGAUAUGCUUGGAGAUUACAGAACUAUAGUAUGCAAUUCCAGAGAAGGUGGCACUUGGUGUGAAGAGCAACGAAACACUAAUUUCCCCUUUGAAUCCGAAGAGGAGGCUGAAAUAUCUGUCUCGCUUAAGGAAGGUUGCUUUGAAAUUAAGGCACAAGCUGAAGAGAUGAGCUUUCCAAAUCGUAUGCCAGCUGAAAAGAUAAGCAUGCUUUCCAUUCAAGGAGACUUUAUUGUGAAGUCCUUCAAAAUUGAAACCUAAUGUCAAACUUCUGGAUUAGUUCUUAAACAAGUUUAAGCAUAAACCAAAGCCUCCAAGCAAGCAUUUAUUUACAGGACUCUUGCACAUCAGGUGGAUUGUUGUAGCACCUUUGUGAAAUGCAUUUCUUUUACUUCUAAUUGUAUUUUCCAUGCAUCUGUAUUUGUGACUUUACUAGCAGUGUCCUGUAGAGCUAAAAGUUUCUUAAUUCGUUUUCCCACCUUCUGCUAAGACCACUUUUUGCUAGAGCCUCUCAUUUUGGUUGCCAGCUUCUAAACUACAUUUUUUGGCAUUCUGUCUCCAGUGCUGCCGUUCUUUUCCCUGCUAUUUAUUUUAUGGUGUGUAAUAGGACCAUGUCGCCCCCUUUCCUCGUCUACUUCAAAUUCUCCAAGUUUAUGUACUUGCAUGUUUAGAAGACUUGUGCAAAAUGUACUAUGCACUUUGAUUCUUGCAAGUCCACUUCUCAACCCGUGCUCCUGGUUUCUGCCACUCUUCAUUGCUACCACCAUUCCAGUCUAUAAAUAGGUGUUUCUCCCUUUUGAUACUCCUCCAUAGUAUAUUUCUAGUGCUGUGGACUUUGAGUGCAUAUGCCAUCACCUUUAACGCUGAAGUUCUAUUAUCUAUAGAAUCCAAUUAUCUGUAGGGUUAGAAACUAAAUGAAUAUUCUAGAUGCAUCCUUGUGAUGUCUCCAGAUUGCACUUUCAUGAUCUCUGGUGGUAGUUGCAGAGAAUGGUGAAUUGCUUCUGCUCAGGUGCAGGGCUUGAU